GCGGGGAGAGGCGGCUGCCGGCGCCCGGGAGAGCCCUUCCUCGGCGGACGAGAGCCGCGCCGGCCGCCGGACCAUGCCGGGGGCGCGGUGCCGCCUCCCGCUGCUGCUGCUGCCGCUGCUGCCGCUGCUGCUCCCGGCGGCGCCGGCGCCCCAGACCUGCCUCAGCAGGCAGCAGCUCCUGGCCGCCAUCCGGCAGAUGCAGCAGCUGCUGAAGGGGCAGGAGACGCGCUUCGCCGAGGGCCUCCGCGUGAUGAAGAGCCGGCUGAGCACCCUGCACGCCUCCCUGGCCAAAGCCACCCCCGAGCCGCCGGCCGCCUCCUGCCCUGCCCUGCAAGCCCCCGCGGACGGGAAGAAGUUUGGCAGCAAGUAUUUGGUGGAGCACGAGGUUCACUUCACCUGCGACCUGGGCUUCCAGCUCCUGGGCUCCAGCACACGGACGUGCCAGGCCAACGGCACCUGGAGCGGGCAGGAGCCCCGUUGCGCAGAGAUCAGCGAGUGCUCGAGCAGCCCCUGCCAGAACGGCGGGACGUGCCUGGAGGGGCUCAACCAGUACAAGUGCCUCUGCCCCCAGCAGUGGACCGGGGCCACCUGCCAGUACCAGGCACAGACGGCUCCCCCCGCCUGGAGCGUGACGGACGACCCGGCGUUCAGCCGCCAGCCCCGCUGCGCCCAGAUCGACCGGACCCAGCACUGCAGCUGCGAACCCGGCUUCCACAUGAGCGGCACGGCCGCCAACGGCCUCUGCCAGGACCUCAACGAGUGCGAGGUGUACAAGCGGGACGGGGGUCCCCGGCUCUGCGCCCACGCCUGCGUCAACCUCCCCGGCUCGUACCGCUGCGCCUGCCCCGGCGGGUACGUCCUCCUGGGCGAUGGCAAGAGCUGCGAAGACAUCGACGAGUGCGCCCUGUCCCAGGACAACUGCACGAGGGGGACCACCUGCAUCAACACGGGGGGGGGCUUCCAGUGCGUCAGCCCCCAGUGCCCCCAGCCCGCCGGCAACGUCACCUACGUCAAAACAUCGCCCUUCCAAUGCGAGCGCAACCCCUGCCCGAUGGAGAGCCGGUCGUGCCACCAAGCACCCAAAACCAUCUCCUUCCACUACCUUCCCCUGCCGUCCAACCUGCUGACGCCCACCCCGCUCUUCCGCAUGGCCACAGCGGCGGCGCCCGGCCGGCCGGGACCCGACAGCCUGCGCUUCGGCAUCGUGGGGGGCAACAACCGCGGCCACUUCGUGAUGCAGCGUUCGGAUCGGCAGACCGGGGAGCUCAUCCUGGUGCAGAGCCUCAAGGGUCCCCAGACCAUCCAGGUGGACGUGGACAUGUCCGAGUACCUGGAUCGCGUCUUCCAGGCCAAGCACGUGUCCAAAAUCACCGUCUUCGUCUCCGCCUAUGAAUUUUAGGGGAGGCAGCAGCCGGGGCGGCUUCCCUGACGGUGAUGGUACCUGCUCAGCACCCUCCUCCUGAAAGCGCUAGCCCUGGAGGCAGGCAUGUAACGGGAGCUCCGGGUGACACCCCCCGCCGCAGCCCCUCUGCAGCCGACCCCCCUCCCCUCCGCGUUAAGGUUAUUCUGCCCAGGCGGCUUUUACACCCGCCUAUGUGUGAGGGGGGGAAAAAAAAAACCCAAAACCCAAAAACCAACCACAACUGAGGUGCAAAAGAAACGAGGUGCUGGGGUUACCCGCUCGCCGGGGCGCGGGAGCAGAGCAUCGUCCUCACCCGAGGCUCCAGAAGGACGGCGUCCCACAGCCUCGGCGCCUGCACAGCGCAGACAGCGGCGGGUAGAAACCGUGGCCCUUAUUUCCUUUUUAAUUCUUCUUUUUUUCUUUAGGAAAGAAGUUAAGGUGGUGCAUGCUGGAGGAGGGAGGCUUAUCGCGGCUACCGCUCUCCUCCCCGCUGGCCCGGGGCUCGUUUGCACUGAGCCCAGCCCCGUAAAAACAUGCUCUGCUCCCCUUGGGGUGCCGAGACAACCCACGGCUCCGGGAUUGACCGGGAGCGGAAAAAUCCACGAACACCCAUCCCUAGGAGAGCCGGCUGGCUCUCGGUGCCCUCGGGGAAGGCUGCACUUGGUGCUCGCGUCGAGGGAGCUCGAGGUGUGAAUAUUUCAUUUUUCGAUGAGCCGCAGCCUCCACCCCGCUGUGCGUAAGCGGCUCCAGGAAUAGCUGGGGUUCGGCUGUAACGCGUGCCGGAGGGGGGGGCGCACACAGCUCCCCGGUCUUCUCUUCCCCCUCGGGACCUGUUCCUCGGUGUGGCGCUUGUGCAUGUUAGCCACAAAACCUCGACGUUAUGCAUGUUUCUUCAUUAUGCUGGUUUUAGUACCAUUAAACGAUGAUAUAGCCUCUGA
Grus americana (Whooping crane) is the source of this 2340-nucleotide messenger RNA. It is a transcript of the gene FBLN7, whose product is annotated as fibulin 7. The record is from RefSeq and is a predicted model, not a curated record. The transcript is spliced from 8 exons. The coding region runs from base 74 to 1399 and encodes 441 amino acids. Gene Ontology annotation, molecular function: calcium ion binding. NCBI's taxonomy places the organism in Eukaryota, Metazoa, Chordata, Aves, Gruiformes, Gruidae.